AUGGCUUAUCGGGUGCCCAGAAAUCGGAAAGAGAACUUCACUCCCACGAACGGCCAAUUGUCAAUUUCUUCAAGCACAAAACUCCCACCAGGUCCUUGGGCAGUCAAGAAGGAAAGACCGGCCACUAAAGAUCUACAAGGCACUGUAGAGUCUCAAGCUCAAUUAGAACAGCCUAGAUCUGAUCCGGAUCAUCAUUUUGACAACAGAUACUCAACCGAUUUCCACUACAUCGCCGAUCAGAAAGACAGAAGCGAAUCCGCAACUAUCAACAUGGAGAACGGCGAUGGUAUCAAGCGAAUCGGCGAGCUUCCCCAAAAGCUGAUUGAUCAUAUCAAUAAGCUGGGAAAAUUCGACCUUUCGCAUGUUGUCAGCCUUGCCAGGCUGAUACUUAUUGGAGACCAGAGUGCUGGAAAAUCUUCCUUGAUGUGUGCCUUAGCAGGAAUACAUGUACCUCGUGACAAGGGUUGCUGCACUAGAUGUCCUGCCAAUAUUACUACAUCACCAUCGGCGGACUGGUCAUGCACUAUCUCACUCGUACAAGAUUAUAGGUACGACGCGAAAAAAGGACAACGGGUGACAAUUAAGGAUAUCAAUAAGAAUCAACCAUUUCCACCUUGGGUAAGACAAGAGCGGGUUCAGGUCGAGUUCGCUCGACUUACGGAGAAGUUAGAACUCGCGAAUUACAUGAGAUGGGCCCAAAUCGCUCUACUCAACCAUAACCAGGAUUACAGGCAGUUUAUACCUGGCACUGGUGCAAGAGCUCUGGCAGAUAACACUGAUAUUGAGGCUAAGAUAACUCCUAAUGUUGUCAAAGUUGACAUAUUUGGACCCGAGCUCCCUGCUCUCUCAUUCUAUGAUUUGCCUGGUAUCAUUUCCAAUAUGCCAAACCCAGAAGAGAAAUAUUUGGUUGAUGUCUUCGAAAACCUUGCAAUAAAAUAUAUCAAGGAACCAAAUACUUUGAUCAUAUUUGCAAUGAGUAUGACCGUUGAUCCGGUAUUGUCGAGAGCCAAAAAGGUCAUCGAAGAUUUGGAUGCUACGAAACGUUGUGUCGGAGUAUUGACGAAGCCAGAUACUCUUGCAGAUAAAACAGGUAACGCAGACUUCGAGAACAUUCUGAGAGGAAAGGAACAUCGACUGGGAUAUGGCUGGUUAGUUGCCAGACAGCCUGGGCCAGAAUUUCGAGCGGACGAAUCGAAGUAUCAUGAAGAAGCUCGCAAAGAAGAGGAAGAGUUCUUUAGAUGUGAUCCACUGUGGAAUGGCGCCUGGUCCGAAUUUAAAAAUAAAUGUGGUACUAGUCGAAUCCAAACUGUGCUCUCUGAGCUCCUCGUGACUUCUAUUAAGGAAGACAUUCCUGAUAUCAAGAAGAAGGUUAGCGCGCAUAGAGCUAAGAUCACCGAAGAUCUUCGGAACCUUCCAGAGUUGCCCGACCAAAAUGUUCAACUUGAGGUUCAGCGACUGUUACAAAACUUCAGCCGAGAAGUGAAGGGCCUUAUGACCAGUGAGCAUACUGACACCAACUUCCAUGGGAAUUGGACCAAGCUUUCUCAAAACUUCCACAAGUUGUUGCUACACAUCAAGCCGAUGAUCAUCUGUUCGCAUCCAUCAGAUACCUACCAGAUUCCUGUCAUUAGUGUGGACGACAGUGAUGACGAGGAACCAGGAACUGUCCCUGCCCCUGAUACAUCUGGUAAGAAGCGCAAAUACCCAAAUAUCACUAAAGAUCAAUCCUUUGAGCAAGAUGGGAGGAACUCAGAAAAUGUGACCCCCGUUUCUAAACUAAGAUUCAAAUCAGAAGCACCGAGUCCAAGAACUCCCAGACCAAUUCGCAAUGCUAGAAAUUUACCAAAUAAGUUCAAAGGCACUGUUUUCGAAAGGCAUGCUGAGCUUGGCAAAGGUUUCGCAUCCAUUGGCGAUAUUCAGAAAGAGAUGUUGAAUAGCAGCCUAGGUCUGCCAAAAAUAGUAGACCCGAGAAUUCACCAGGCUUAUUGUAGAAAGGCCGUGAGUGUGUGGAAAGAUCCUUACACAGAUUUACUUUUUGCUGCGACGAAGCUGCUCCGUUCUGCUGUUCACACUGUUGUGGAGAGAAAUCUAGGCAUAUACCAGCAAACCAUUUUGUACAAGGAUUCGAAGAUAUUAGUUGAUAGGUGGAUUGAUGAUCUCUGUAAGCAGCAACUUUCUGCAAUUGAGAAUCUAUAUCAGACCGAAAUCUAUCGCCCGUUCACCUUGCUUGGAGAUGCUAUCAACGAAAGCAAGAAAGUUGAGCUACAGAAGCUCCAGCAAGGCCGCCACAAGCAUCGUGCUAGCUGUCUGGUUGAUAAACAGUUGAGUCUUGGCCUCAAGAAGAUAAAAGCUGAAAAGCAAUCUCCUGAAUACAUUAAUGCGAGACAAGCACUUGUGGAAGCUGUUAAGAAUGAAGAUUUAGAUAGAGAUCCUUUCGAAGUGCAACUUGAUGUUGCGGCCUAUGUCCGUGGCUAUUAUGUUGUUGCCGCCAACAGAUUUGCGGAUAGUGUUUGUAUCAGCAUAAAUAAUUGUUACUUUCGCAAUGUAGUGGAACAGGUUGAGAACUACCUCGAAAUGCAUCUUGGUACAAAUGAUCCUAGCAACGGAAAGCAAAAAAGUCAAGACCUAAUGCAGGAAGACAACAAAGUGGCUGAAGAACGUCGUCGACUACAGAGGGAGGUCAAAAACCUUGCAGACUUCGAGACGCAAUUCAUGAAACUUGUUGCGGACUGUAAUGGCCGUGAAGUUGCUGAGUAUAGUGAUCCACGUCUUACAUCCCCAGAAGAAGCUAAUCGUUCAGAAACCCCAGAGAAUGAGCAACCCAGAUAUCGCGGACAAAGCCCUGUUGAGGAUAUGAUGAACCGACGCGCUGGUGUUUACGACUAUGAUGAUGAGAUGCGACAAGCGCAGAAUAGAGGCAGACAUUACGUCAAUGAUUCACUAGAGAUUGACGAAGUUUGA
Botrytis sinoallii is the source of this 2961-nucleotide messenger RNA. RefSeq lists its product as uncharacterized. The record is from RefSeq and is a predicted model, not a curated record. Gene Ontology annotation, cellular component: cytoplasm; microtubule; membrane. Gene Ontology annotation, molecular function: GTPase activity; microtubule binding; GTP binding. The transcript has 5 exons. The coding region runs from base 1 to 2961 and encodes 986 amino acids. Lineage: Eukaryota; Fungi; Ascomycota; Leotiomycetes; Helotiales; Sclerotiniaceae.